AUGACUGACAAGGCUGAAUCUUCAGACUCUAAGGGAACGAAAAGGGACUUCAGCACGGCGAUCCUUGAGCGCAAGAAGGCGGCGAAUCGGCUUGUUGUGGAUGAUGCUAUCAACGAUGACAACUCGGUCGUCGCGCUCCAUCCAGAUACCAUGGAGAAGCUCCAGCUCUUUCGUGGUGACACAAUCUUGAUAAAGGGAAAGAAAAGGAAGGAUACAAUCUGCAUUGCCCUGGCCGAUGAUACAUGUGAGGAACCAAAGAUAAGGAUGAACAAGGUUGUCAGGAGCAACCUAAGGGUUAGGCUGGGGGAUGUUGUUUCUGUUCACCAAUGUGCUGAUGUCAAGUAUGGAAAGCGUGUCCACAUUCUUCCUGUGGAUGACACUAUUGAAGGGGUCACUGGAAAUCUGUUUGAUGCAUACUUGAAACCUUAUUUCCUGGAGGCCUACCGUCCAGUGAGGAAGGGUGAUCUCUUCCUUGUGAGAGGAGGAAUGAGGAGUGUAGAAUUUAAGGUUAUUGAAACUGACCCUCCUGAGUACUGUGUGGUCGCUCCCGACACUGAAAUCUUCUGUGAGGGGGAGCCUGUGAAAAGGGAGGAUGAGGAGAGAUUAAAUGAGGUUGGCUAUGAUGAUGUUGGUGGAGUUAGGAAACAGAUGGCUCAGAUUCGUGAAUUAGUGGAGCUGCCACUGAGGCAUCCCCAACUAUUUAAAUCGAUUGGUGUGAAGCCACCAAAGGGUAUUCUGCUGUAUGGACCUCCUGGAUCGGGUAAGACUCUAAUUGCCCGAGCUGUGGCUAAUGAAACCGGGGCAUUCUUUUUCUGCAUCAAUGGACCUGAAAUCAUGUCAAAAUUGGCUGGGGAGAGUGAAAGCAAUCUCAGGAAAGCUUUUGAGGAAGCAGAGAAGAAUGCACCAUCAAUUAUCUUUAUUGAUGAAAUUGAUUCAAUUGCUCCCAAGAGAGAGAAGACACAUGGAGAAGUUGAGAGGAGGAUUGUUUCCCAGCUCUUGACGCUCAUGGAUGGACUAAAGUCUCGUGCACAUGUAAUUGUUAUGGGGGCUACAAAUCGGCCAAACAGUAUUGAUCCAGCUCUCAGAAGGUUUGGAAGAUUUGAUAGGGAAAUAGAUAUUGGUGUACCAGAUGAAGUUGGGCGUCUCGAGGUUGUCCGUAUUCAUACAAAGAACAUGAAGCUUGCUGAAGAUGUUGAUUUGGAAAAGAUAGCUAAGGACACACAUGGUUAUGUUGGUGCUGAUCUAGCUGCUUUGUGUACUGAGGCUGCUCUUCAAUGCAUCAGAGAGAAGAUGGAUGUGAUUGACUUAGAAGAUGAGGAAAUAGAUGCUGAGAUUCUGAAUUCAAUGGCAGUGACAAAUGAGCACUUCAAGACUGCUCUUGGCACAAGCAACCCAUCUGCUCUUCGUGAAACGGUUGUUGAAGUGCCCAAUGUUAGCUGGGAAGAUAUUGGAGGUCUUGACAAUGUUAAGCGAGAACUUCAAGAGACUGUUCAGUAUCCUGUUGAGCAUCCUGAGAAAUUUGAGAAAUUUGGAAUGUCACCUUCAAAGGGAGUUCUUUUCUAUGGUCCUCCUGGAUGUGGUAAAACUCUUCUCGCCAAAGCUAUUGCCAAUGAGUGUCAAGCAAACUUCAUCAGUGUCAAGGGACCUGAAUUGCUAACGAUGUGGUUUGGAGAGAGUGAGGCCAAUGUGAGGGAAAUUUUCGACAAGGCACGUGGGUCUGCUCCAUGUGUCCUGUUCUUUGAUGAACUCGAUUCCAUUGCUACUCAGAGAGGUAGUAGCGUAGGUGAUGCUGGGGGUGCAGCUGACAGGGUUUUGAACCAACUACUUACAGAAAUGGACGGAAUGACUGCUAAGAAAACUGUUUUCAUUAUUGGGGCCACCAACAGACCUGACAUUAUAGACCCUGCACUUCUACGUCCAGGACGUCUGGAUCAGUUAAUUUACAUCCCUCUCCCUGAUGAGGAAUCUCGCUUUCAAAUAUUCAAAUCAUGUUUGAGGAAAUCUCCAGUUUCCAAAGAUGUGGACAUCAGAGCACUUGCCAAGUACACCCAAGGAUUCAGUGGUGCUGAUAUAACUGAAAUAUGCCAGCGUGCUUGCAAAUAUGCCAUUAGAGAGAAUAUUGAGAAGGAUAUCGAAAGGGAGAGGAGGAGAAGCGAGAAUCCUGAGGCGAUGGAGGAGGAUGUUGAUGACGAAGUAGCAGAGAUCAGGGCAGCGCAUUUUGAGGAGUCAAUGAAGUAUGCUCGUAGGAGUGUUAGUGAUGCUGAUAUCCGCAAAUACCAGGCAUUUGCGCAGACAUUGCAGCAGUCAAGAGGGUUUGGAACCGAGUUCAGGUUUGCAGACAAUCCUUCUGGUGCAGCCGCUGGAUCCGACCCUUUUGCAACUGCUGCUGCUGGGGCUGAUGAAGAUGACCUUUACAACUAG
Molecule: messenger RNA, 2421 nt
Organism: Prunus armeniaca (apricot)
Lineage: Eukaryota; Viridiplantae; Streptophyta; Magnoliopsida; Rosales; Rosaceae
Source: the annotation of a GenBank genome assembly